AUGACCGUUCGUUCCGAAAAAUAUCUGCUGGAACGGAAUCAGAUGAAAAAUAGAAUUUCUUUCUUUCUUCUACUCGUUGGUUCUUUCGUUUAUACUUUCUUUCUUUCUUUCUUUCUUUCUUUCUUUCUUUCUUUCUUUCUUUUCUUUCAAAGCCGAGAAAAUAACACCAUCUCUCUCUCUCGCGCGCGCGUUUUAAAUUUUCUUUCUUUUUCUCCAAUUUUUCGUUUUCCCGAGACGUUCUUCCUUUUUCAACAAAAUUUAUUUUUCUUUUCCCGUUCCGCUUUCCUCCUUGAUCAUUUUCUUUAUUUCUCUUUCGUUAUCUUUUUCUUCUUUGUUAUAAUUUUUCUUAAAAUAAGCCAGAGACAUAUUUCUUCUUUUUUUCUUUCCACUUUUCUAAAAUUCUUUUUCGCCCUUUCUUCAAACAGAGAAUUCUUCGUUUGUUCUUCUUUGCUCUUCUCGCUGUUUGUCUUUGCGGUGAAGCCCAUCUUCUUUACUGCCAUUCCUUCACUCUACUUUCAUUCUGCAAAUUUGAAACCCAGUCUGUUUUUCUUUGCCUUUCUUUUUUAUUUCCUUUUUAUUUCUCCGAUUUUCCACACAACACGUAAGCUUUCUUUUCUUUCUUUCUUUCUUUCUUUGAUAUCUUUCUUUCUUUGA
Messenger RNA from Acanthosepion pharaonis, 654 nucleotides. Lineage: Eukaryota; Metazoa; Mollusca; Cephalopoda; Sepiida; Sepiidae. The record is from the annotation of a GenBank genome assembly.